AAUAUCUCUCCCCCUAUCAUGAGUACAUUUAUCUCCCUGUUCUAUUUUUUCCCCUCGUUUGCAUGAACUCUUUCUUACCUUUUAAUGAACUUCUAGGCCUUCUCUUCUCAGGAGUGGUGGGACCUCACAGUUACUCUGUACAACGGCCAGGAUGGAAAGGAACAUGUCACAGUUCUCCUUGGGGAGGCUGAGGGGAGCUUAAAGGUUUGUUGCCGCUUCUGACAGAAACGUUCCAGUUCCAUCACCAACCCUUAACUUCCACCUCGACCCACUGGAGACCACUUAGACACCUGAGCUGAGGCUACAGCUGCAUUCAGAAAACCAUGCAUCAUGUCAGCAGAAGCCAACUGCAGACUUUAAACUCUGUUCAGCAUGUGGACUCGGCGGAGAAAUGAACUGUCCAGGCAAGCCAGGGCAACUCAUAAACUGGUUCCUCUGUUCCCUGUGCGUCCAGCGAGUGAGGAAACUCUGGAGCAGCCGGCGCCCCAGGACUCGGAGGAAUCUCCUUCUGGGCAUGGCCUGCGCCAUCUACCUGGGCUUCCUGGUGAGCCAGGUGGGGCGCAACUCUGUCCAGCACGGAGGGCUGGCUGGCAAGGGGCCGCACCGGAGCAGAGACGUUGCCAAGGGUCCUUUCCCUGAGAUCCCCUUGGAUGGAACGCUGGGCCCUCCUGAGUCCCAAGGCAAUGGGACCACGCUGCAGCCCAAUGUGGUGUACAUCACCCUGCGCUCCAAGCGCAGCAAGCCCGCCAACAUCCGUGGCACCGUAAAACCCAAGCGCAGGAAGAAGUAUGUGAUGGCUUCUCUGGCCUCGGGGCCAGAGGCUUUGGUCGGAGCAUCCUUUCAGCCUCAGGCAGCUGCAAGGGCAGCUGAUGCUGAAGCGCCUGGACACGUCAGGGCAGGAAACCUGGCCAAGGUUGGGGAGCGGCCUUGGAGGUGGAUCCAGGGUCAGAGAGUGCGAGGUGGGGGCGCAGAUUUGCAGCUGCCCCAGGCGGGGGAGAGCAACAUCAGAAUCUACAGCGAAAGCGCCCCGUCGUGGUUGAGCAGAGAAGACAUUGACAGGAUGCGCCAGCUUGCGGACAGCGCGGUGGCUGACCUCCAGCCGGCCUGGUCCAGGAGCGGAGCACGCCUGCUGGUGCUGGAAGGUAUUGCCCGGCCCUCGGUGCCCGCCUGCGGCCCCAGCCCCUGUGGGCUGCUUAAGCAACCUCUGGACAUGAGCGAGGUGUUCGCUUUUCACCUGGACAGGAUCCUGGGGCUCAAUAGGACCCUGCCUUCUGUAAGCAGGAAAUCAGAGUUCAUCCAAGAUGGCCGCCCACGACCUGUCAUUCUUUGGGACUCAUCUUUAUCUCCGACAAGUAACGAGACCCACUCUUCUGUUAAGCUCACCUGGGGAACUUAUCAGCAGCUGCUGAAACAGAAGUGCUGGCAGAAUGGCCGAGUACCCAAACCAGAAUGGGGCUGUACUGAGAUACAUCACCACGAGUGGUCCAAGAUGGCCCUCUUUGAUUUUUUACUGAAAAUUUAUAAUCGCUUAGAUACAAAUUGCUGUGGAUUCCGACCUAGGAAGGAAGAUGCCUGUGUACAGAGUGGACAGAAGCCAAAAUGUGACAACCAGGAUUCUGUGGCUUUAGCACAUAUUGUCCAGCGAAAGCAGGACCCGAGGCACCUGGUCUUUAUAGACAACAAAGGUUUCUUUGACAGAAGUGAAGAUAACUUAAACUUCAAACUCUUAGAAGGCAUCAAAGAGUUUCCUGAAUCUGCAGUUUCUGUUCUGAAGAGCCAGCAUUUACGGCAGAAGCUCCUUCAGUCUCUAUUUCUUGAUAAAGUUUACUGGGAGAGUCAGGGAGGUAGACAAGGAAUUGAAAAGCUUAUUGAUGUGGUUGAACAGAGAGCCAAAAUCCUCCUCACCUACAUCAAUGCCCAUGGGGCCAAAGUGUUACCCAUGAAUGAAUGACCAAAGGGUUCUUCUGGCUGGAGUACUGUUUAUACAUAUGUCUUUUGUUUCUGUUUUUUGAAUCAAGUACACAAACCUCAACUCCUUUUAGGAGUGGGACAGGGGAGAUAAAACCUAUGAAUUCAAAUAAAAUAAAUGAAUUUAACCAAGCAUAAAGCCUUUAAAAAUAUACUGUCAAACAUUGUUUACAUUUCUUAUAACAUCCUGAUACCUGAAUCUCAACAUCUGAGCACAGAAUGGUUGCAGUUAGGAUCCUGGCUAGCUGUGUUAAAAAACUUGUCGGUUAAUAGGACAGUGUGAAACAUAGGUGGUGACUCCUCUCAUAAACCAGAUUUGAUGCCAUUUUGACUGGUCUGACCAAAUACCAAGGGAAUGGUUUUGGACAUUGUUCUGUUCCUGAUAGAACAAAGCAGUCCCAACAUGGCCCAGAGGCAACUCUACAUGGGAAAACUGAAGCAUAUGAUCUGCAGAAACCUUAGAGCAUACAGUAAUUCUAAGGAGAAAAGGUAGUUUAUUUGUAAACCCCUGUGUAUAUUCUAUUGUAUCCAUAAAUGAUCAGCCAGCUCUGUGAUCCUCAGCCCAAGAAUCAUACUUUCCAUUCCUUUUUUGAAAUAUAUUUUGUUGUCAGUCUAGAAACCAACCACAUUUGACAAUUUAUGUGUUAGGUAGUUUUGCUCUUUCAGUUUGGGUCCAAUUUAUGUUUAAUGAGUGGCUUGGAAAUUAAACUCUUUUAAGGUAUAAAGCUACAUUUGUGAAACUGUACUUAGUGUCUUUAAGUGGAUGCUCUUUUUACAUAUUUUGUUCUUGUUCCCAAGGAUAUACUAUAAUUUCUCUACAUUUCAUGAAUAAUAGUGGAUUUCCUCAAGUUGUUCUGUAUAAUUACAUUUAAACUGAAUUUAUCAAUAAUGUUCUGAUAUUGACUAUAGGACUAUACAUUGAGGGUGUUUAAAUAUAUUGUUUGGCUUAUUCUAAUAGGAAAAAUGAGAACAAAAUGAGUUCAAAUGCAACUCUGAUGAAUUACAGAUGUAAUUACAUGUCAAUGUAAAAUGACUAGAACUAGAACAGUAAAUUGGAGGAUGCUAGGCCUCAAAUAAUUCUUUCUGAACUCUUCCAACUUUAUUGUGGUGGAAGGGCGUGGGCACAAUCUUCAUGUCCUUGGAGAUGCCCACAUCAUGGCGUGUGACAGGUAUUCAAAGGCUUCAAAUCUUGAACAAGUUAUUAUUACCCUUCUACCCCCAUGCCGCAUCCCUUAUUAAGAAGCUCCUCUACUGACUUCUUUCCCUGAAAGCUUAAAAGUACAAUUUACAAUUGGUUAUCAUGCAUUCCACCCUGUUUUCUCAGUUCUGCAUGCUCUUCCUAAAGGGCAUCCUAUUUUCUGUGUUCUAAUUAAGGGUCAUUCAGUAUCACUGUAAGUUAGAACUGCUAAAGACAUCUUGAUAAAGGGUAGGUUUUU
Phacochoerus africanus (Common warthog) is the source of this 3404-nucleotide messenger RNA. RefSeq names its product golgi associated kinase 1B (gene GASK1B). The coding region runs from base 392 to 1951 and encodes 519 amino acids. Gene Ontology annotation, cellular component: Golgi apparatus. The transcript has 6 exons. The record is from RefSeq and is a predicted model, not a curated record. Lineage: Eukaryota; Metazoa; Chordata; Mammalia; Artiodactyla; Suidae.